AUGGACAACAAGACACAGAAGCUCAUCCUGAAGCGGGAAGUGGGACUGAUGGGAGCAGUGUCCCUCAUCGGAGGGACAAUGAUUGGAUCUGGGAUCUUCAUGAGCCCACAGACAGUGCUCUACAACAUCGGCAGCCCCGGGGCCAGCUUGGUGGUGUGGGCAUGCUGCGGUGUGCUGGUGAUACUGGCGUCUUUCUGCUACGCUGAGCUGGGCACUGUUAUAAGAGAAUCAGGGGGGGAGUACAUCUACAUCCUCAAGACUUCAGGUCCAGUCGUCGCCUUCAUGUUAAUCUUCAGCUCUGUGUUAUUUGUGAGACCUGCUUCUAUUGCUGGCAUCGCACUGAGUUUUGCUCAGUAUGUCGUGGCUCCUUUCUACUUGGACUGCACCCCUCCAGUGCUGCUGGUGAAGUGUGUGGCUGCAGCUGCAAUUAUAGUGCUAGCCACUGUGAACUGCCUUAAUGUUCGCUUUUCAAUGUCAGUCCAGGUGUUUUUUAUGGUGACCAAGGUUCUGACCCUGGCAGUCAUUAUAAUAGGAGGCAUGGUGGAUGGCUCUCUCAACGGCUCUCAAACAAUGGAGAGUGACAAAGAGAGACUCAAUCUGAAGAGGGAAGUGGGGAUUAUAGGAGCCGUGUCAUUCAUUGCUGGCACCAUGAUGGGAUCCGGGAUCUUCAUAUCACCCCAGUAUGUGUUAUCGACUAUUGGAAGCCCCGGGGCCAGCCUUAUUAUAUGGGCUUGUUGUGGGUUGAUAGCCAUGCUGGGGGGACUCUGCUAUGCUGAACUGGGCACAGUCAUUCCAGAGUCUGGAGGAGAGUAUGUCUACAUUCUGCGCACAGCAGGGAAAGUGGUGGCCUUCAUGUUUGUCUUCAGCUUCAUUAUUGUCAUGAGGCCUGCUAGUGCUACGGGAAUUGCUCUGAGCUUUGCUGAAUAUGCCGUGGCCCCCUUUUACAACAGCUGCACUCCUCCACAACUGGUGGUGAAGACCGUGGCUGCAGCAGCUAUCGUGGUGCUGGCCAUAGUUAACUGUCUGAGCGCCCGCUUGGCCACUUCCAUCCAGGUGGUUUCCAUGGUAGUCAAAUUACUGGCACUGGCAGUGAUCAUACUGGGAGGUGUUGUGAUGCUUAUCCAGGGACAUACUGAGGACUCUGAUUACUCUUUUGAGGGAACACAUGCUGGUGUCAGCUCCAUCGGCAUUGCUUUCUAUCAGGGCUUGUGGUCCUAUGAUGGCUGGAACACUUUGAAUUAUCUAACUGAAGAGCUGAAACAUCCAGAACAUCUUCAUCCUACACUCUCUGUGACCAUGGCAGACAAAGAACCUGAAGCCCUGAAAAUGAAGCGGGAAAUUGGGUUGAUUGGCGGUGUAGCACUAGUUUCCGGAACUAUGAUCGGAUCCGGUAUAUUCAUGUCCCCACAGUUUGUACUGGCCUACGCUGGAAGCCCUGGAGCAAGUCUGGUGAUCUGGGCUCUCUCAGGAGUUGUAUCUAUGUUUGCAGCGUUGUCCUAUACCGAGCUUGGGACAGUCAUUUGUGAAUCUGGUGGAGAUUUCAUCUACAUACUGAGGAUCUAUGGUUCAUGUCCUGCUUUCUUUGCAGCAGUCACCUUUAUCCUGGUUGUCAAGCCAUUUGGCAUAGCAGCAAUGGCAAUUAGCAUCGCAGAGUAUGUUAUAGCACCCUUUUACACUGACUGCCAUCCUCCUCAACUGGUAGUGAAGUGUGCUGCAGCUGUGGCUAUACUGGUUGUUGCCACAGUUAAUAUCUUAAAUGUCCGGAUUGCCAUUAGAAUCCAAGUGGUCUUCUUGGUGGCCAAGGUGCUGACGUUGACAUUAAUCAUAAUUGGGGGGAUAGUGGAGCUCACACAUAGCACCAGUGUCAUUGUGGAAAAUCUGAAAGUCGAGAAUGCAUUUAAAGGCACUCAGUACUCUUUGAGCACUCUAGGAAUGUCUUUUUAUCAAGGACUCUGGUCUUACGCUGGCUGGUACAACUUGAACUAUGUCACUGAGGAGCUGAAAAGACCAGAGGUGAAUCUUCCUAGGGCGGUUGUGAUAGCCAUUUCUCUGGUGACUGGCUUAUAUGUGCUGGUGAAUGUGAGCUACCUGACAGUAAUGACGCCUAAAGAGCUCAUGUCCUCCAGCGCAGUAGCAGUAACCUGGGGGAAUAAGGUGUUAGGAAGCUGGGGCUGGAUCAUGUCUGUGGCUGCGGCAUUGUCUGCUUUUGGUUCACUGAACGGGACAUUCUUCAGUGGUGGCCGUGUAUGUUUUGUUGCUGCCAGGGAAGGACACAUGCCAGAUAUUCUGGCCAUGGCUCACAUCCACAGACUGACUCCAUCUCCAGCCUUGAUCUUCACCACUGUUGUGUCUCUGGUGGUGCUUAUCCCUGGAGACUUCCAGAGUAUUGUCAACUUCUUCAGUUUCACUGCCUGGUUUUUCUAUGCCAUCACCUUGUCUGGACUUCUCUAUCUCAAGAUUAAGAAGCCAGAGCUGCCAAGGCCGUACAGGGUUCCCAUUAUACUCCCCAUACUGGUCCUCAUUGCAGCAGUAUUUCUUGUUCUGGCACCCAUCAUAGAUGAUCCUCAGAUUGAAUACCUCUAUGUGACUUUAUUUAUCCUCAGUGGAGCUAUAGUCUACAUACCAUUCAUCCAUUACAAGCUCUGCCCAGGACUGUUAACCAAGUUAACAGUGUUCCUGCAGCUAUUCUUAGAGGUCGCCCCAGCAGAGAAGAACCUGUGAUUUGGGCAGAAAAAUCCAGAAAAAUUA
Messenger RNA from Micropterus dolomieu (smallmouth bass), 2748 nucleotides. Its product is annotated as b(0,+)-type amino acid transporter 1. Gene Ontology annotation, cellular component: membrane. Gene Ontology annotation, molecular function: L-amino acid transmembrane transporter activity. The transcript has 9 exons. Lineage: Eukaryota; Metazoa; Chordata; Actinopteri; Centrarchiformes; Centrarchidae. Bases 1 to 2721 code for a protein of 906 amino acids. Gene Ontology annotation, biological process: amino acid transmembrane transport. The record is from RefSeq and is a predicted model, not a curated record.